This is a messenger RNA of Cariama cristata (Red-legged seriema), 1133 nucleotides long. RefSeq names its product fibronectin type III domain-containing protein 3B-like. The transcript is spliced from 3 exons. Gene Ontology annotation, molecular function: protein binding. NCBI's taxonomy places the organism in Eukaryota, Metazoa, Chordata, Aves, Cariamiformes, Cariamidae. The annotation marks the transcript as partial. The record is from RefSeq and is a predicted model, not a curated record.
GUUUAUUCCGAUUUAUAGGGGACCAAGUCAUACGUACAAGAUACAAAGGCUGACAGAAUCCACUUGUUACUCGUUCAGAAUACAGGCAGUCAAUGAUGCUGGGGAGGGACCUUUCUCCGAAAUAUGUACCUUCUGCACAACUAAGUCAGUCCCACCUGCAAUCAAAGCCCCUCGAGUGACACAGUUGGGAGGAAACGCCUGUGAAAUUACCUGGGAAGUGGUCCCACCCAUGAAGGGAGAUCCUGUUGGUUAUGUUCUGCAGGUACUGGUUGGAAGAGAAUCUGAAUACAAGCAGGUCUACAAGGGAGAAGAGACCACCUUCCACAUCUCAGGCCUUCAAGUCAACACAGACUAUCGGUUUCGCGUCUGCGUUUGCCGCCGGUGCUUGGAUACCUCACAGGAACUUAGUGGACCUUUCAGCCCAUCCGUUGCCUUUAUGCUUCAGCGAAAUGAGAUCAUGCUUGCAGGAGAAAUGGGAAGCAUAGAUGAUCCUAAGAUAAAGAGCAUGAUUCCUACUGAUGAACAGUUUGCAGCCCUCAUUGUUCUUGGCUUUGCAAGUUUGUCAAUUAUCUUCGCCUGUAUAUUACAAUACUUCUUUAUGAAGUAGAGAAACCAAUGGAAGUUUGAGAUACAAAUUUAACUAAUGCUACGCAUUAUAAUCCACACAUUUAUUCAGAUAUUCCUUUUUUUGAAAUCCUUUUGUUCUACCAUACAUUUUAUAUGCUUCUUUUGUUUUUACAGUUCUAGCUUGAAGAAAGAUAAAUCAGUGUUUUGAUGCACCUUUUUGAAAUUCAAAACUAGGAAGUGGUCAAACUGGAGAAACAAGCAAACCAGAUACCAAAAGCAAGAUUAUUUUUUUUCCUGCACAAUUUCAAAAUUGUCACCAAUUUGCCUUUUCAACAUUGUUUUUUCUUUUUUUUUUUCCACUGACGUUCGUACAGUCUCUUAUUUUAUCUUACUAUUUAGGAAAUUUUAAUAAUGAAUCACUUUUUGUCUCUUUUUUUUUCCUUCUGAACAUUAGUCACAAGUGUUUAUAGUGGUAAGACUAGAAUACAGUGUUAGUCAACAGUACCAGGUUUUCCUUGAACAGUAUUAGCAAUGUUGCCUAUGAAUUAUUCACUACAUUUGCCCCA